CAAAUGUCAAAAAAGUGAAGCCUUGUACUCGGAUUUGUGUGAUGCUCUUUAUUUUCGGAAAUACUAAUUGAAAUCAAUGCAAUUGAGAUUAUUGGAUUAAUUUAAAUAGAUCUUCGUGCACAUUGCAACGUUUAGUGUGUAGUUGUUUAUAGUGGAUGUGUUUGAAUUGACCGUAUUGGGAUGUGCGUUGUUUAUCUGACAUGUACUUAUGUCGGAAUUUCCUAAAUAGACUAGACGUUUGAUGUCGGGGCCGCGUAUAAAAAUAACAUUGGAUUGUCGCGUCGGGUCCGGAGGGCUGUACCCGCCUGCGCCAUGGUUCUGAUGAUGGCUCCGAAGAUAUUGUACUUGACCGCGGUGCUUAUGUUAGGUACACAAGUGUCGUCACUAACAGCAGCCCCACCCUCAGACGGGAAUUUUCCACCACGACCGAAAGAAGGUCGAGUCACCACAAGGUACUGUGAAUUCUACAAUGGCUCACAAACAUCCACUUGCGACACUGCCAAUAAUUCGACAUGUGUCCCUAAUGUCAUCAAAGAAGAGUGUCAACCUGUCGAAGCUGAUAAAAGCAACCAUUGCUUCGUGCUGUGGCAGUUCGACAAUGAAACCAACAAGGCGUAUCUCAAGGUGAAGGGCUGUUUCGUGGAUACUGUCUCCUGCACAGACAGGGCCUCCAACUGCCGGCUCCACAACUCCAAGCUCCCGCUCCUCCAUUGCUGCUGUGAAGGAGACAUGUGUAAUCAAAACGCAGUGUUCCCUGGUAUAGAGGCUGGGAUGUCAGCCCAAACUGAAAUACCGCCCGAGAGAGUGCCCGCCUCAGCAGUCCCCAACGCUGAUGAUGAUACACAAGCAGUGAUAGCUUACACUCUAACACCACUGUUCUUAUUGUUCGCGAUCCUGGUUGGCUGCUACCUGCUGUACAGAAAGCGCAAAGGAACGUCAUUCGCUGAGCUAGCUAAUGGAGAAGCGUCGCUAUCGAGACCACCGUCGGCCGGCGCUGGAAUGGAAAACGAGGCCGUCGGCCUAGUGGGGCAGGUCACCCUCUGCGAGGUCAGGGCGCGCGGCCGAUUCGGAGCUGUAUGGAGAGCAAAACUUGGACAGCGUGACGUCGCAGUGAAAGUGUUCCCCUUACAAGACAAACAGUCGUGGCUCGCUGAACAGGAGAUCUUCAGGUUGGCAAGGAUGGACCAUCCAGAUAUCCUACAUUACAUCGGCGUGGACAAGAAGGGCGACAACUUGCAGGCUGAAUAUUGGCUCGUCACAGCUUACCACGAGAAGGGUUCUUUAUGCGACUAUCUGAAAGGUCACACGUUGACUUGGGUAGAAGCUUGGCGCAUCGCAGCGUGUGUAGCGCGUGGGCUCGCUCACCUACACGAAGAAGGAGGUGGGAAGCCGGCGGUCGCUCACCGAGACUUCAAAUCUAAGAACGUUCUCCUGAAAGCUGACCUAAGUGCUUGUAUUGCGGACUUUGGACUGGCAUUAAUAUUCGUGGCUGGUAGAGGAUGCGGAGAUGCUCACGGACAAGUUGGAACUCGACGGUAUAUGGCACCCGAAGUAUUGGACGGAGCUAUCAACUUCACAAAGGACGCCUUCCUAAGGAUAGACAUGUAUGCCUGCGCACUCGUGCUCUGGGAGAUCGCGUCAAGAUGCAGUGAUGCAGCACCGGAACUCCCAGGACAGUACCGUUUGCCUCUCGAAGAAGAAGUAGGCUCUCAUCCCAGUCUCGAAGAAAUGCAAGAAGCCGUCGUACAGAGGAAACUCAGGCCCCACAUACCACCGCACUGGCGAAAUCAUCCAGGUCUAUCGGUACUAUGCGACACGAUGGAGGAAUGUUGGGAUCAUGACGCGGAGGCGCGGCUGUCGGCGUCGUGCGUACUGGAGCGGGUCUGCGCGCAACAGCCCGCGACGGCGGCGCCGGCCCUGACGCCGGACACCACGCCCCUCCUCAUCCACGAGCUCGCGGACCAACAGCCCUGCUGACGACACACCUACGUCGAACUGCCGCUCAUACAGUUCUAAACUCAACGCACUAGGUACAGAUAACAACAAUCGUUUAGUUAGUUAAAAGUGAAUAUUUUUUUAUCCUUCACUGUACCUACAAGUGUUGUAAAGUUUGCUGUGACCGGUACGUCUAAGGUAAAGUACAAAUGUUAUGAAAUGGACAAUCAAUUAUACAUUAUAUCAUGUAUUCUUGAAGCUGGUGGUGUUUCAAGGUGGUAUCGCAAUAUUCUAUGGAUGCCUGCAUAGAGGUCCUCUAUAGUUAUCUUUUAAUUCAUUAUUUCAUCAAUCUGUACGGGUGGUAAUAUUGACAAUAUAUUGUAAAAUAUGGCUAUAAGAAUCCUACUUUAAUAUAUUCAGUCCAAAAUUAAAUUUUAUUUUUAAAUUAUUACGACCAUAAAAUACUUUUUGUAUUUUUUGUAAUAUAGCCUAUUUUUACAGUGCCACCUGAAACUACAUUACAUAUGCACACAUACUAGUUUAAUACAAGUAUUAUAAAAUUUCAAAUCAUUUGGAUGUAGGCAUCAAUGAAUUCAAUGCUAUGUUGUGUAUGUGUGUGAUGCAGUUUCUCUAUUAUUUAUUCUUACGACGACAUUAAUGUGAAAUAAUCAACUGAAAUCAA
Molecule: messenger RNA, 2617 nt
Organism: Spodoptera exigua (beet armyworm)
Lineage: Eukaryota; Metazoa; Arthropoda; Insecta; Lepidoptera; Noctuidae
Source: the annotation of a GenBank genome assembly